AUGUUCACGGGGAAACGUUGGAUACUUGUUGUUGCCGUUGGCGCCCUGGUCGGCGCCUCGGUAAAGGCAGCCGAUUUUUCUGGCAGGGGAACCGUCAAUGGACAGCCGGUUGGCAGCGGUUAUUCCGGAUAUCCCCGUGGCGAUGAUGUUAGAGAAUCAAUGGCUGCACCCGAAGAUCUGCCAGGCGAGAGGCAACCGGAGACACCCACGGCGGAAGCUGUAAAACAGGCAGCGGCAAAAGCUUAUCGAUUACUCAAGCAGUUUACUGCGAAGGUCGGACAGGAAACUGAGAACGCCUACUACCACGUGAAGAAAGCGACAAUGAAAGGCUUUGACGUUGCAAAAGACCAGUCGUAUAAGGGCUACUUGGCCGUCAGGAAAGCCACAGCUAAGGGCCUGCAGAGCGCUGGCAAGAGCCUUGAGCUUAAAGAGUCGGCACCGACAGGCACUACGACUGCGGCGCCGACUGAAAAAGUGCCCCCCAGUGGCCCGCGAUCAGGUGAAGUUCAGCGUACUCGUAAAGAGCAAAAUGACGUGCAGCAAACCGCAGAGAUGUUGGCUGAGGAAAUUCUUGAGGCUGGGCUUAAGAAGGACGAUGGAGAAGGACGGGGAACGCCAGAAGCUGAAGUCAAUUAA
Neospora caninum is the source of this 636-nucleotide messenger RNA. RefSeq lists its product as uncharacterized. The coding region runs from base 1 to 636 and encodes 211 amino acids. The record is from RefSeq and is a predicted model, not a curated record. The transcript is spliced from 2 exons. Lineage: Eukaryota; Apicomplexa; Conoidasida; Eucoccidiorida; Sarcocystidae.